AUGGAUAACUUUAUUCAAAUAAAUAGAAAACGUGUUGAAGACUCAGGAAAGAGUACAAAGGAAACUGUAGAAAAACGAAAAAAAUACAGAAAAUAUGAUGACCAAUAUUUAGAUUUUGGAUUUACUUACGUUAGCAAAGGAAAUGUGGAACUACCCCAAUGUGUUGUUUGUCAUAAGGUGCUGGCAGCUGAAAGUAUGCUUCCUAAUAAAUUGAAACGUCAUUUAGAAACAGUUCACAGUAAUUUACAAGGAAAACCGCGAGAUUUUUUUGCAAGAAAAUUGCGAGAACUGAAACAUCAGUCGACAUCCUUGUUUUCCAGAGCAUCUAUUUCCUCCAAAGCACUGCUCGCCUCUUAUAAGGUCGCUCACCGUAUUGCCAAAUGCAAGAAACCACACACGAUUGCUGAAGAUCUUAUUUUACCUGCAGCGAUUGAUAUGGUAUCAGUAAUGAUUGGAGAAUCGGCGGCUAAAGAAAUAAAAAAUAUUCCUCUUUCUAACAAUACGAUUAGUCGUCGCAUUCAUGACAUAGCUGAAGACAUUAAUGAGCAAAUUGUGGAAAAACUUUCUGGUUUAUAUGCCAUUCAACUGGAUGAAGCGACAGACAGUAAUAACGACGCUCAAUUAAUAUGUUACGUGCGGUACAUGGAAGGAGCAAAUGUAUGUGAGGAUUUGUUAUUUUGCAAAGAAAUGACUGAUACCGGGAAGGCUAGUGAUUUGUUUGCGAUCAUAGAUUCAUACAUGAAAGAAAAUAACAUUCAAUGGGAGAACUGUGUUGGUGUGUGUACAGAUGGAGCUCGCGCGAUGUCAGGGCAAUAUGGAGGACUUCAAGCUCUCAUUAAAACCAAGGCACCAAAUGCAAAAUGGACACAUUGCGUCAUACAUAGGGAGGCCCUGGCUACAAAAAAUAUUUCACCUGAAUUAAAUCUUGUGAUUGAUAUAAUUAUUAAAGUGGUAAACUUUAUAAAAACAAGACCCGUGAAGGCAAGAUUUUUCCGAAAGCUUUGUGAAGAUUUGGGUGCCGAGCAUACAUCUUUACUUUAUUACUGUAACUCUCGUUGGUUGUCGAGAGGUAACGUACUCUCACGUGUAUACGAAUUAAAACAUGAGUUGUACACGUAUUUAUUGAUAGAAUCUCAUCGUGACGCAGAAAAGUUUAAAGAUACUGACUUCUUAAUAAAACUGGCGUAUCUUUGCGACAUAUUUGAGAAAUUAAAUGUCCUUAAUAAAUCGCUGCAGGGAAACGAAACGCAUAUACUGCAACUGGCUGAUAAAAUUGCAGCGUUUAAAAAAAAGUUGCUGUUGUGGAAAAGAAAAAUAGAAGAGGAGCAUGGAAAUACUGACUGUUUUCCUGUUUUAAAUGGCUUUCUGCAAGAAAAAUCUAUUCAAAAUCUGGAGCCAAGUUUGCAAUUGAUAUUUAUCCAACACUUAUCAGCACUAAGCACCCAUUUUGAUACAUAUUUUCCAAAUAAUGUAAAUCAAUACGACUGGAUUAGAGACCCAUUCCAAUCGAUCCCAACCCCAUCUACACUUUCAACAGUCGAGGAAGAACAGCUAUUAGAACUAUCUUGUGAUACGAGUCUAAAACUUCGAUUUGAUAAAGACAAACUAUUUCAAUUUUGGAGCAAUGUCUCUCAAGAAUAUCCUGCUAUCAGUACUACAGCUUUGAAGGUUCUUUUACCGUUUACUACAUCGUACUUGUGUGAAACUGGCUUUUCUGCAGUUGCAGUAAUCAAGUCGAAAUACAGGUCACAAAUAAAUUUAGAAAAAGAAAUGAGAGUAGCGAUUUCAAAACUUCAGCCCCGAUUUGAGAAGUUAUGCUCAGAAAAGCAAGCUCACCCUUCUCAUUAA
Molecule: messenger RNA, 1848 nt
Organism: Centruroides sculpturatus (bark scorpion)
Lineage: Eukaryota; Metazoa; Arthropoda; Arachnida; Scorpiones; Buthidae
Product: zinc finger BED domain-containing protein 5-like
Exons: 1
Coding region: 1-1848 (615 amino acids)
Source: RefSeq, a predicted model, not a curated record